Messenger RNA from Sclerotinia borealis F-4128, 3246 nucleotides. NCBI's taxonomy places the organism in Eukaryota, Fungi, Ascomycota, Leotiomycetes, Helotiales, Sclerotiniaceae. The record is from the annotation of a GenBank genome assembly.
AUGCCUGGUUUCGACUUCUCCAACCACACUCGCAAUGCUGCACUCCACGCCAGAGGUGUUCCGUUACCAAAAGCCACCAGUACAGGAACUACGAUUGUAGGAUGUAUCUUUGAUGGAGGUGUAGUUAUUGCAGCAGAUACCAGAGCUACCAGCGGACCCAUAGUAGCAGAUAAGAAUUGCGAGAAACUCCAUUAUAUCGCUCCCCAAAUCUGGUGUGCCGGUGCAGGUACAGCUGCCGAUACCGAAUUUACAACCGCCCUCAUCUCUUCACAACUCGAGCUUCACUCUUUAUCGACAGGGCGCAAACCCCGGGUCGUUACCUGCAUGACCAUGCUCAAGCAACACUUGUUCAGACACCAAGGACACAUUGGAGCAUAUCUUGUAGUGGCAGGCGUUGACCCUACAGGUGUUGGAUUGUUCACAGUACAUGCGCACGGAAGUACGGAUAAGUUGCCUUAUGUUACCAUGGGAAGUGGCUCGCUUGCUGCGAUGUCUGUGUUUGAGACUCAAUGGAAGUCUAAGAUGACGGAGGAUGAAGCUGUUCAGUUGGCAUCAAAUGCUAUUCAAGCUGGUAUCUUCAACGAUUUAGGUUCCGGAUCGAAUGUAGACGUGGCAAUUAUCACAAAGGAUAAGACAACAUUGAAGAGAGGUUUCGUUAAGCCAAACGAGAGAAGCAAGAAGCAGAAGAGCUACGUUUUCCCGAGAGGAACUACGGCAGUACUCAACGAAAAGAUCAUUACGAGGGAGGAGAUUAGCAAGUAUGUUACAGUACAUGAGCUUGAGGGCCCGGAUAAGACUCCGAGUCGCGAUUUUGAAAUGAUGGAUUACUUCAACGAGCCAAACACAAACAUUUCCAACAACUAUUCUAAUCCAUCCAAUCAACAAGAAAGGAGCCCCGACUCAAUAGCACAUAAUACACUUCCAUAUAUUCACUCGCCUCCUCAAAAUCAAGCUGGCUCUGUGUCACCAGAUGCCCCGGUAACUUCAUAUAAUGCAGGUACAUCGACGGGAUCCGCACCACGCAUUCGAAGAAGAAAUCGUAUGAUUACAUCAUGUCUUGAAUGUCGACGACGGAAACUCAAAUGUAAUAAAUCACAACCAUGCAGUAAUUGUCUUAAAUUCACUCGAGAUUGUGUGUUUCUUGCACCGGCACUCGAUCAGGCAAGUCAACUCAAACUUACCGAGAUUAAAGAGAAAGUUGGCUCCUUGGAACGACUGCUAGAACGCGAUGUAGCAAAAUACUCAAAUCUACCCGACUCUUCAUCUCAGCGUAUGGCAUUACCUGAUGAUGUAUAUGAUGAUUUACCCCCAAACGAGGAUGAAAAGGAUCUGGAGCCAUCACCACUUGCAUCAGUAGAUGCGGCCUACGAGGUUGACGGAGAUGAUGACGACCUUCUUGAUCUUGGAAUUCAGAUGGGUAAAAUGAGAAUUACAGAAAGAAUUGGUGGAUUGUUCCGCCCUAAAAUCAGUCAAGAGCUUGAACAUGCGAUAAAAGAUUCAUAUGUUGGGGGACAGCCGGAUGUUCCCAUUGGUUUAGCAACACUUCCACCAGCCCAGGAAUGGUUGAAGCCUGGGCCAGCUUACAUUGCACCCACAUCAGGUUUCUUUUUCGGACAGGCUGGACAGCCGGCAUCCCUCAUAGACUUUCUUCCAUCUCGGCUUGCUGCUGAUAGGCUUGUUAAACAAUUUUACAUUGCUGUCCAUCCCAUCACACAAAUUUUGCACCGUCCAUCGUUUGAAAAAGAAUACAAAACUUUUUGGGACGAAGUCUCAUUGGGCAUCGAACCCCCUAAUUCUGUGCAGUCCAUGGUCUUUGCGGUGAUGUUUGCUGGUGUUGUUAGCAUGGACCCUUCAGAUAUCAUUCGUGACUUCGGCGUGGCAAAAGCCAACCUGAUUGAUAACUUCAGACUCGGAACUGAAACCGCAUUGGGCCGGGCCAAUUUCUUACGAACGACUAAGAUUGAGACACUCCAGGCUUUUGUUUUAUAUUUAAUCCCUCUUUGUCGAGCAGAGGUCUCUAGAGCCCACUCCGUACUCGUUGGGGCGGCAAUUCGUAUGGCUGAAUGCAUGGGUCUCCAUCGCGAUGGUGAGAAUUACGGUCUCUCACCAUUAGAGACCCAUGUGCGUCGGCUUAUCUGGCAUCAGCUAUGUUUUCUUGAUAUAAGAACCUGUGAAGCUCAAGGUCCGCGGCCUACUAUUCGUCGGGACGAUUUUGAUACAAAAUUGCCGCUAAACGUAGACGAUAAUGACCUACAUGCUACUGGCGAACUUCCGCAGACCGCGGAUCAUUGGACAGAUGCUACUUUUUCAAUAAUAAGAUUCGAGAUCAAUGAAAUGUACAGAAUAAUUUGGGUGGACAGGCCUCGAAUUCAGAUGCGAAAAAUCAGUCUAACGGCUGUUCUUAACAAGAUGGAGAAAUUUCGACAAAAUAUGACUAGGUAUGACAAGCUUGCGGAUGAUCGGAUACCCAUUCAAAAGUACGCCAUGAUCGUUAAGUCUCUCCUGCUUUCUCGAAUGUAUGUUAUGCUACUUCACAGCUAUCAUAGUUCUACGCAUCAUCGCAUGCCCGACCGUUUGAGGAAAGUUUCGAUAACAUCCGGCCUUCAGACUAUGGAGAGUGCAAUAGCUUUGGAGACAAGACCGGAGCUUCGACAUUGGGAAUGGUAUACAGGGGCGUAUCAACAAUAUCAUACAGCCUUCCUUCUUCUGAUGGAAGUAUAUGUUCAUCCUCAGAGAAAGGAGGCAGAUCAGAUAUGGUCUUGCCUCGACUAUGUCUUCGAGUGUGACCCCUUCCAGCCGCGACUUAGCAAGGCAAGGAAAAUUCUGUCUGAAUUGCAACAGAAGACAGCUUUAUAUCAAAGUAUGAGAGGUAUGCGAGCACCAAUGACUAUGAACAAACAUGUGGGCCACCAGCGACCCCCUAAGGCAACUUCGGAGGAAGCAGCUGUAGUAGUGAAUCUUGAGCCAUCUUCCUUUGGAAAACUACCAUUAUCUGACUCGGAUGCAAUGCUCUCUCGAAUCUCGAAUGAAGAACCUUGCGAGACUUCUUCAGGCAGACAGUCCAGUGAGGUGAGCAGUCCAGCUAGCAUCAUGGGACUGCAGAUGAUUUCUCAGCCACCAAGUAUCAACGAUGAUAUUAUGGCCGACAUAGAUUGGGACGCAUUUGAUGCGCUGUUUCCACCCGAUCAAGAGCUCGAUGGCCCGAAUUUCCUUUUUCCAAGUACAGGGAUCGGGUUAUCAAUGUGA